AGACAUUAUGGGUUAAUAGAGGAGCCACGAAGGAGAAUAAUUCGAAUGCUGUUACAACACGAAAUGCUUAUUGUAGAAUUAGCCUGUUUCGGAAUACUGUCCACAACUAGUGCUGCUAUCUAUAUUUCUUUGCAUUUCUCGUCUUCUGUGAUUAGUGGCCCAGUACAACAAGCAUCAGGGUCGAGUCAAACGCGUGAACUUGAGAAGGCCUUUAACGUCUCGUUUCGAGAUCCUGUCGGCUAUCUACGUGCACUAUGUCAACGGAUAGGUCAAGUUGCAAACGCUGAUGACCACUUCAAUUACUUGACUAUCGUCCAGUCAUCGGGGUAUGGAAAGACAAGGGCAGGUUGUGAACUUGCGGCUGAAUUCCCCUUUAUAUAUGUCUGUUUUCGCGAAAGUGGUUCAACUGGAUACCCUCCGGCCACCCCGAAGAGUAUGGAUAUGCUAAGAAACAUAAAAGAAGCAAAGGAUGUAGAUGAAGCUGAAGUUGUGGCACUGAGCUGGAUUCGAUCGAUCAUCUCGACGUUUCAUGAGAAAAGAGAAGAAUUUUGCAAGAAGCAACCGCAAGAGAAAUAUCAACAAGCGUUGUUGAAAGACCAGCAACAAGCCAUAGAUUUCUGGAAUGCUGUUGAUGCCAAUCGUGGAAAGGAAGAG
Ambispora gerdemannii is the source of this 654-nucleotide messenger RNA. The record is from the annotation of a GenBank genome assembly. NCBI's taxonomy places the organism in Eukaryota, Fungi, Glomeromycota, Glomeromycetes, Archaeosporales, Ambisporaceae.